Messenger RNA from Cylas formicarius (sweet potato weevil), 1873 nucleotides. RefSeq lists its product as uncharacterized. The transcript is spliced from 3 exons. Bases 224 to 565 code for a protein of 113 amino acids. The record is from RefSeq and is a predicted model, not a curated record. NCBI's taxonomy places the organism in Eukaryota, Metazoa, Arthropoda, Insecta, Coleoptera, Brentidae.
UAGCAACGAACGAACACGCCGUAUAUUGAAACCGACGACGACUACGACUACCAAAAUCUCUGAUAUCGUUACUAUCGAUUUCUCCGUUCCGUACUAUCGACGGCACGUUUCCGCGAAGAACUAUAAGGAAAAGUGAUCCUGUGCGCGUAUCAGCGCCGCGAGUGAUUGAAAAAAAUAAAUAACGAGCCUGUGAAUCGGGGUGAAUCGAUUUAAGAAAAUCGACAUGAAGAUGAACGUUUCGAGACUGUUCGCGGUACUCGUCACCAUCCUCGGAGUUCAGCAGAUGGUAAUCGCUAAGCCGUAUUUCAUCAGCCGAGUUAAGCGAGUAUCGGACCCUCACCUCGCCGAUUUGGAAACCAAGUUGGCGCUCGGCAGCAAGAUCAAGGGGUUCGCAUUCACGCUGCCAGUGGCGGCGGGCAAGGACCUCGACAAAAUUGGGCGCAAACGUCGCUCGCAAUCCCGACUGCUCGACGUCCUUUUCAACCAAUCGGAAGAGGACACCGGGGAACCGUUAAUGGACUACCAGGAUACCCCGAUCUACGCCUACAGCAUUGGACUGAAGUAAAAAAAAAAUCAAAAAAACCGGGGCCGGACCGACAAUUUUCCCACCGGAAAAUUCCCAAACCAAACGAGCCGCCAAUGGAAAAAAUCGUCUUGCUGUACCAUAAUUUUGCACGUAUACCAUUUUUUGUGUGUUUACGGCCCAAGUGGCGUUUGUUUUACAUUUGAAAAAAAAACUAAACUAAAAUGUACUUAUAACCACCGAUGUUUUCUUUUGUGUCGAGUCAGUUUGGAAAGGAUGGUGACCCUUAGUCACAUUCGUCGUUUAAACUAUCAGUAUUAUUAGGAUUGGGUUGAGUCAUAAUGUCUAGUCUAUACAUACAUGAAUGUAUAUUUUUUACUAUUUAUUAUUUACCAGCUAGGCGGUAGGACGUGCGAAUUCGUCCGCGGUCCCGACCGGGCUGGAAGUCUGCGGACGAAUCUGCACGUAUACGAACCCCUUUAUUUUUUUCGACACGCGCAAUCUACACACGUAGCAUUAAAAAUCACCCCCGUCAAAGAAAUGUCCUUUACAUGGUCGUAUUUUAAACAAGCAGAUCGAGGUUGUGCCAAAAAAAAAUAAAUGGGUUUAUUUAUUUGCUUAUUACAAUAUUCAGGGUGUUUCCCAAACACCUGACCAAACAUAAGGAGUGUCAAAACUCAAAAUGUAGCGAAAAUGACCAUUUUCGGGUUAAAAGCUUUUCAUUUCAAUUGCUUAACGCUAAAAAAAUCAUAUAGAAAUUAAAUUAGUGCCGCAAAAAUAUUGGAUAGACCGUCUUCAUGGCCGCCACUGGAAUUAAUAAUUACUCAUGUACUUACAGAAAUGAUCAUCUCCCAAAUGUUGGUCAUGUAAGAAACACCCCGUAUAUCGAUAAAAUCUCGAAUCGAACGAUUUUUGUUGUAAUUUUUGUACACACCCGUCAAGUCAAAGUUGCGUUUUGUAUACCGAGCCGCUUAUUAUUUAUUCCUAUUUUUGUUAUGUAAAUAUAAUCUUGGAAUUAUGUGGUUGCGUUUCAGUUGCGCUGUUUACACGCAGAAAUACGUAUAAAAAAUCGUCCAACGUGUAUCUCGCGAUUAGGCAAUACGUUUUUAGAAAAAAAAAGUCAUAACAAAAACAAAACUGACCUCAACUACGAACGCACCAACCUUUCCGACGAUACACUGUCAAAUGUAGAUAAUAAAAGCGCAAAAACAAACCAUAUGUGCCACCGCAAAACAAUUGGGCAACGUUGUGCGUUAUUUUUGUUAUUAUAACCAAUUAAUGGGUCCUCUCUAUUUGCGAAUGUGCAGUUGCGAAAUGUUUAAACCACAUGUUUACUCCAACGAGAUAGUG